Drosophila arizonae is the source of this 2129-nucleotide messenger RNA. RefSeq names its product synaptic vesicle glycoprotein 2B. Gene Ontology annotation, cellular component: membrane. The record is from RefSeq and is a predicted model, not a curated record. Lineage: Eukaryota; Metazoa; Arthropoda; Insecta; Diptera; Drosophilidae. Gene Ontology annotation, biological process: transmembrane transport. Gene Ontology annotation, molecular function: transmembrane transporter activity.
UUGAACUCAAGGUACUCAAGGCUUACUGGACGAAAUAUGAAGAUGGGUAUAUGGUCUACGGCUAAGUCUAAGCUCUAAGGUCUAAAAGAAGAGAAAAGCUUUAUGCUAAGACAGAACAAACAUGCAAAUAAACAGGUAACAGUUAAACAGUGCGUAUGCGUGAUAUUAUUUGAAGAGUCAUUUAUGCAUCCAGAGUGUACGAGAAUUUCUGUUUUAAAUGAGAGUUAAUUUGUGCAUCUCUGAUCCUCUCACUGAUUAUAUUCAGGUAAUGUGUCAACGGUUUGACACACUUCCUUUUCGGCUUUAAGCCUAAACUGUCAGCAAAUUUUGUAACAUUUUUAAAAUAGGUAUGUUUUUUAUUUGUGAUUAAUACCAAAAUGGUCGAAUACUCUAUUGAUGAGGCAUUAAACGUUAUUGGCUUUGGACGCUUGCAUUACCUUAUAUUUUUCGGCUGUUUUACACAACAGAUGUUUGUAAGCAACGAACAGUUUGGCAUUUCGCUGGUGAUUGUUGCGGCUAGCUGUGAUUAUUAUGUGGAUGAGCAUCGCAUGUCCUGGCUAAUGGUCGCCACGUUUGCGGCCCAGGCAUGCAGCAGUCACUUUAUGGGCUACCAGGCGGAUAAAAUCGGUCGUCGAAAGCUGAUGAUCAUCGCCUCUACGUCGUGCAUGACGGCAUCGUUUAUAUCGUCUCUGAUGCCAGAAUUCUGGUCAUUCUUGGUGAUGCGCUUCGUAAUGGGUAUCUUUGUACCAGGUCCUGGCAUGGCAGUGCUAACGUACUUGAGUGAGUUCACCAAGUUCAACCUGCGCCCGAAGGUCAUCAACUUUCUAUACUAUGCCAUCGGUGUCAGCUUAAUGUAUAUGGCAGCUUGGGCCGUGUUGCUGCUACCGCUAGAUAUACGUGUGAAAAUUCACAAGAACUAUGCAAUUACCAGCUGGCGUAUCCUCAUGUGGCUCCAAUUGGUGCCCGGCAUUGUUUCCUGCAUCAUAUUUACCUGCACGCCAGAGAGUCCCAAGUACUAUCUGUCGGUCGGGAAGCCGGACAAAGCGUAUGCCGUUCUGGAGAAAUGCUGUCGCUCCAGCAAGGGCAAGGAUGUGACGCUGAAGAGCCUGGGUAUCGACUCGCUAAGGCCACCAGAGACAUAUGCGCUGGAAACCACGAAGACGGGAUGUGCACGCGUGUGGGAGGAAACAAAACCUAUAUUCACGCCACCCAUUCUGAAGCCGAUGAUGCUCAUUACGUUUACUCUCUUUCUGCUGUUUGGCACGGGCUUUGGCCUAACGGUUUGGAUACCACGCGCUCUCAAAUUGGGAAACGACCUUCAUAAGGAUUUGAUACUCUGCGAUAUGAUAGACGAGGCGCAUGCUAAGAACAUCACCUUUACCGAGUCACCAUGUCAUUUGAGCAUGAGAACCUUGGAGGCAUCCAUUUACCUUGGCGCUUGUGCCAUACUCUUCUCAGUACUGAUUACCGUGCUAUUCGUUUGGACUCAUCGGAAGAUCAUUCUGCUGUUGAUGGCGUCGCUCAGCGUUGCGGGUGGCCUCAUGCUCAACUUUGUCAAGAUCCAUGAGCUGGUCAUCGUAGGCUGUGUGUUCCUAACGGUGCCCGCUUUGUGCAGCAUAAGAUUGGCUCUGUCGGUGCUCAUUGAUGCAAUACCAACACACUUGAGAAGCAAGGCUGUAUCACUGUCCACGAUGUUUGGCCGUGUGGGAGUCCUGGUUGCCAGCAUGUAUGUGGGAUAUACGUUGAGCUGGAACUGCUUUGUCACAUUCAAUAUGUUCGUGGUGUUUAUGGCAGGAGUGAUUUUGCUCGUUAGCUUUUUGCCCUUUGACGGAAAGACUGGCUCUCGCGUAGCGUUGUAAUGCCAUCACUGUUUUCAAAGUAUUCGGAAUAUAUAUACAAAUUGAUAUGUAUACACAUAUAUAUUGAGGUACACCUCAUUAGCAACGUUUUCAUACAUGCAUUCAUUGUUCAUCAGUCAAUCAAUCAUUCAAUCGAUUGAGCCGCAGUGAAUGUGAAAAAAGGGAUUAUGGAUAAAGUUUGGUGUUUUUUAUGACUUUCAUUAUAAAUAAAAUCAUAUGUCAAGAAAAACUUUUUGACAGGUGUUGAGAGACAAAUUUCAGUCAAUUCAA